Messenger RNA from Agelaius phoeniceus (red-winged blackbird), 1435 nucleotides. The record is from RefSeq and is a predicted model, not a curated record. NCBI's taxonomy places the organism in Eukaryota, Metazoa, Chordata, Aves, Passeriformes, Icteridae.
CUUUGAUCUCAUAUUAGAAAACUUAACAGUUAUUUCACAUUACUGUGGUUAAAAUUUCUCAGAGCAUCAGUGUCCUCUUGCUACCUAUUAAUUUCAGUCUUCAAAGGUGGUGUUUCUUCUCAGUGGAGUUUUGGGAGAAAAGAAAAAUUACUACAGUAAAAUUUCUGGCUGUUGCCAUGUAUUCAGGGAACAGAAAGGGACUGCUCUUUUCAGAGAGAAUGUCUUGCAGUGCUGCUGAAAUACUUACAUAGCAGUAAACAGACUUAAAACAGCACUAGCAACUCGGAUUUGCUACAUUGUAAGAGCCACUUCACCUUUUGGCUUGUUUCCUUGAAAACUGGGCAAUCGAGGUGGUAAUCAGGGGCUGCAGUUUCUCAAGCCUGGUUGUUGGGAGUUGUGAGCAAAACCCAGUUUGUGAUAGGCAUUGAUUCCUACUGCCACCUAAGUGUCACAGAAGCACAGAGUGGCUGAGAUUAGGUGGGCCCUCUGGAGAUUGUCUGGCCCCAAGCCCAUGCCCAAGGAGGCCCACCUAGAGCUGGAUGCCCAGGAGUGUUUCCAGAUGGGUUUUACAGGCAACCGGUUCCAGUGCUCAGUCACCAUCACAGGAAAACAUGUUUUCAGAAUAUGCAUUUAAGGCCAUAAACCAAGGUGGACUUACAUCUGUAGCUGUUCGUGGGAAAGAUUCUGCAGUAAUUGUAACACAGAAGAAAGUACCUGACAAGUUACUGGAUUCCAACACAGUGACUCAUUUAUUCAAGAUUACUGAAAAUAUUGGUUGUGUGAUGACAGGAAUGACAGCUGACAGCAGAUCCCAGGUGCAGAGAGCCCGCUAUGAGGCUGCUAACUGGAAGUACAAGUAUGGAUAUGACAUCCCUGUGGAUAUGCUGUGUAAAAGGAUUGCAGAUAUUUCUCAGGUCUAUACACAGAAUGCUGAAAUGAGGCCCCUUGGUUGCUGUAUGAUUUUGAUUGGUAUUGAUGAAGAACAUGGCCCUCAGGUAUACAAGUGUGACCCAGCAGGUUACUACUGUGGAUUCAAGGCCACCGCUGCAGGAGUUAAACAGACAGAGUCAACCAGUUUUCUUGAAAAGAAAGUAAAGAAGAAAUUUGACUGGACAUAUGAACAAACAGUAGAGACAGCAAUAACAUGCCUGUCUACUGUACUAUCGAUUGAUUUCAAACCUUCUGAAAUAGAAGUUGGUGUAGUCACAGUGGAAAAUCCUAAGUUCAGGAUCCUUACAGAAGCAGAGAUUGAUGUGCACCUUGUAGCUCUGGCAGAGAGAGACUAAUUAGCAUUCCCAUUUCCAUUGUCUGUGCUUCUGGCCAGGAUGUUUGGUGAAAAGAAAACACUUAAUAAUGGUUUUAGAUUAUGGGUGGGAAACAGUGUUCACUAUAUGAUGUAUUUUACUCUGUACAAAUAAAACAGAGGUUUUUGAAA